GAGAAUGUUACUGACGUCGGCAGGCCCGUCCAAUUAUUGGAAUCUUAGCCUACCACAGUCGACUCCAGGCGUUCGACGCCAGUCGAGGACUCGAUGUCCCUCAGAAUGUGCAGCAGCAGUUCACGCAUCGCCCGACCUGGACUUUCCACGAUCUCCGGUCGCACCUCGCAUGAUACCCUCGACAGAUAUUCCACGAUUCGAACAUUUUUUACACGACAACAAGCUAAAUUCUCCACUUCCUCUACCAGCUCGUUACCUCCUUUAUUGACGGUUAACCGUAUUGGAAGCCCAAAGUCGCUGCAGAACUGCAUCUUCGUUCGAACUCGGCAAUUUCAUGCUACCAAAUCCGGUUAUUUUUCUGGGGAACCCCAGGACGGCUACAAGGGGAAAAGACGAGCUAAUGGUGAUGAAAGUGACAACACUAGUACAACAUCGAGUACAAUCAGCUCAGAACGACAAACCGGUUCGACUGCAGAAGAUUCGAAAAGAGGGAACGACGAGUCGCAGCCAGACAUGAAACAUGAAAGGACCCCUCCGGAACAGAGUAACGAACCACCGACACCUGCAUCACCACCAACCCAACCCCAUAUUCUUCCCUAUAACUUUGAACAGUACUCGACAUUCUUUCGGCGCCUUGCCCUAUCUGCACCCCAUUUUCACGCACCCACCCGCGACGAUUUUCUCAGAGUUGCAGAUGGAUUCUGGCAAAGGCUUCGUAUUCGAUUCAAAUGGUUCACAAUCAAAUCAUUUCGGAAAUUCAACGCAGAUGAUAUUUCAGGUAUCAUGACUUGGGUUCUUAUGAGCCAGACUGUUUGGAUCUUGGUGGGAACGACCACUUUCUUCUCUGUUGUUUUUGCCAUCGCCAAUAGCCUUCAGCUACAAAAUUUUGUUGCUCGUACAAUCAGUGACUAUCUCACAGCCGAGACAGGUGUAACCGUCAUCUUCGAGUCCGCCGUUGUACCGAAAUGGAAAGAUUCUCGGAUCUCAUUCAAAAAUGUCUACGUCUCGCGUCGCCCUCUCUCUAUGCAGAAAACAAAAAUCAAAGAACAUCAGGCAGCGUUGGGAUAUGAUCUCAGCCAUCAUCCCGCGUACCAUCAUGUUGGUGAUGAAGAGGACGAUGAACAUCGGCUACCUGCAGAGGAGGACUGCAACUAUACAAUGUUUGAUUUGGACAUUGGGUCCAUUGAUGUCACUCUUUCGUUAUGGCGCUGGCUUGACGGUAAAGGUCUGAUUGAGUCGGCAGUCGUGAAGGGCGUACGAGGUGUCUUAGAUCGCCGUUCCCUGGAAUAUGAUCCCGACCAUCCGCUGGAUCCUCUGUCUUGUCGACAUCCAUACCAGAUUGGGGACUUUGAGCUGAACUCCCUUCAGUUGGAAGACGUUCUCAUAACAGUUCACCAACCUGGAGGAUUUCGACCGUUUACAGCUUCCAUCUUCCGAGCAGAUAUUCACAUUUUCCGUAGACGAUGGCUCGUCUACGACUUUUUGUGUGCCGAAAACAUUGUUGGUCAAUUUGACAAUUGCUUGUUUAGCCUGCACAAGCCCCAGAGCAUCGGACGGACGACGGAGAUGGAUCUUCAGGAUGGAGAAUGGGCCAGAAUGUCCCGAAUUCGUAUCGAUGGAGUCAACAUUGACCAUCUCCAGGCUUCUACCACAAUGGAAGGACCUGUCGCCUGGAUCACUUCUGGUAAACUAGAUGCCGUCUUUGAUAUCAAAUUUCCGCAGGAUCCUGAACAUGAUCUCCCAUUUAACGCUAUCCUCGAAGAAAUUGCCGACGCGAUAUCAACGACUGUUCUUUCCAAUCCAUCCGAUUCCAAUCCUAUACUCCAACGGAUCCCUGGACAGAGGGAGUUGGCAAAACCUGCGCUAUCGGCACCACCCACUGAAUUUGAUUCCACAGACAACACGGAGCCAAAAGUAGUUGUUGACAUUGACCUCAGGUUCAGGGACGUCAAAGCUGCUGUGCCUAUCUUUACGAACGAUCUUUCAUACGUGAACAAUGCCUUGAUCAGACCUAUCGUUGGCUUCAUGAAUGCUAAUCGGACGCUGGUUCCUAUUCAUUGUCGAGUGGUAAAGCCCCUCAGUCAUUUCGACGGCGCUUGGACAAUGUGGGAAACCGGCCUCCUGGAUGAAAUUUCUGUGAAGAUUUACGACGCACUUGCAUAUCACGUCACACAGGCAAAUUUCAACCGAAGAAUUAAAACCGUCAGCGUUUGGAGUCUUCAGAUGACCGCUAACGCCGUCCUAUCUGCUCUGCGGAACCUGGUGGACCCGGCAUCACUUCGGUUGUUGAAGGAGUCAUAUUCUAGGUCUGAGGAACAAGAGGAAGGGUUGUUAUCCGGUGCGAAUGUUCUGAAUGCGCAACCUAUAUGAAUCAAGGGUGAUAAAAGCGUGCUCAUCCCGCGUAUUGAACGAGCUCAUACGUGUGUUGACACUAGAUCCUGAUUCCUGUUCAAACAUAGUGAUACCUUCCAUUAUAACAACAUACACGGAGAAGUUUCACUAUUGCUCACAGUGUAUGGCGACCGUCGGUGAUGAGUUCAACAGGACAUCUUACGAGGCUCUCCCCGUCCCACACUCGAACGUCGUUGAGCUGAACAAUUCCAGUUCUCCAUUGUAAUAUGUCUUGAAGGAUAUGAGCGUAGGAGAUUUAACAGCAGAAUUUGGGGGGCCUCCCUUUCGGGCCGUGAUCCGUUUAUGGCUCAAUG
Messenger RNA from Marasmius oreades (fairy-ring Marasmius), 2705 nucleotides. RefSeq lists its product as uncharacterized. Gene Ontology annotation, cellular component: mitochondrial inner membrane. Bases 94 to 2370 code for a protein of 758 amino acids. Gene Ontology annotation, biological process: mitochondrion inheritance. The record is from RefSeq and is a predicted model, not a curated record. NCBI's taxonomy places the organism in Eukaryota, Fungi, Basidiomycota, Agaricomycetes, Agaricales, Marasmiaceae. The transcript is spliced from 9 exons.